This is a messenger RNA of Porites evermanni, 8271 nucleotides long. The record is from the annotation of a GenBank genome assembly. NCBI's taxonomy places the organism in Eukaryota, Metazoa, Cnidaria, Anthozoa, Scleractinia, Poritidae.
AUGAAAUGCUUGCAUUGUGAGAGCGAUGCCCUUGAAGAGGGGCAAGAACGAAGGUUCAAAUGCUUGAAAUGUGGCAGUGUUAUGGUCUUGCGCUUUGCAGAAGAAACGACAUCACCUCCACCCGCUUUAGAGAAGUCGACAGACGCGAUUGCAGACUCCACUCAAAAAGGUCAGAACGUUGUAAAUAAUGGAAGAAAUGAUUCACUCGGUGGGUUACCAGUCAGCUUAUGGAUCAAUGGAUAUUAGAAACGCGGUUCACGGUUAAUGUAGGCCGUGGAUUUUCCUUCCUUGCUUUUUCCAUUGCCGAUUUCCGGGGUUGACCGAUAUACACAAUCUAGAUCUGUCAUUAUGACGGCAGCCUAUCUGCUAGUAUGAACGUUUUCAAAUCACUAUCUGUCCGAUAUGCAUUUGUCUCAUAUUUAGAUUUCUUUUUACACGAAGAUAAAGCCACCCAGGCCAGGGAUUUAGGGUUAGGAGACAAGGAAUAUAGAUGUUUGCAUUAAUUUUUUAUCAAAACCCGUGGCUAGCAGGUAGCCACAUCCUAUAACUUGUUUCGGGCUGGAAAAGUUAAACUUCAAGGUUGAAAAAAGUAACCAUUUUGGCUGUUUUGUUGUUUCGAUGGUUAACAAUAAAACUUUAGACGAGCUGAGCUAAUUAAUACAUAACCGUAAGCUUAUGAAACCAGCAAAACUUUACAGUACAGAGUUCAGAUUGAAAGCGGAACUGUUAUAAUUUUUUCUGUUGUGGUGUAGGCAUUAAAUGAAAGUAUGAUUUCAACAGAAAAAUGAUUUCAAUGUUUUACCCUCUGCUACAUUGAUCACUUCAACCCACUUCAUUUUCCAGCAACUCUAGAAGUUCGGAGCUUUUUUAUUUACCACAAUGCAGGACGAACAUAAGAAAGUUCUCCAUCAGUUUCCAAGGUCCUAAAUUUUUUAACUCUCUUAGUUUUGAAAUUCGAAAUGCAACAAAUACCGCUUCCUUUUGCUGUAAGCUGAAAGCAUUCCUCUUAUCAUAAAUAGUAAUGCAUAUAUAUAUAUAUAUACAUAUAUAUAUAUAUAUAUUUUUUUUUUUACCUUUGCUCUUUUAUUUCAUUUUUUUCCUUCUCUUUUUGUCUUUUCGCUUUUUUUAGCCUAGAACUAUGAUUAGUACGACUAUCUAAUAUAUUUAUUUUAAGAUUUACUGUAGCUCUGCCAUUGAUUUUCCCAUGUGUAAUUAUGAUAAUAUUUCGUUCUAAUUAUCUAACUGAGGGAGCCCAUUCCUUAUAAGCCCAGUGGCUUCUCUUGGGCUUCCUCGUCAUGAGAGUUUAAAUAAUUAGAUUUUUUUUUUUUGCUUUGUAUAAUCUUAUGGCAAACAAAACAAUAAACGAUAAUAAGCAAUCAAUAUUAUGCAUCAUGAUGAAUUUAAUGAUGUUGCAUGGUCCCGUUCAUCAAUUGGCUGUUUAGCUUUAUGUCUGUCGUGUCCUUGGUCUAAAUUUAAUUUACGCAACUACUUUAAUUUAUUAUGAUCAAUGUAGUUUAUCAUAACCAAGCCAGUCACUUGACUCCUUAAAGGUUGUCUGUUGAAAGUACAGCUUACUGUGGUGUUUUUGUGCAAUAAAAUACACUGCAGUUAGUUGAUUUUUGGAGUUGCUAAAUCCAAAUUGAAUAUAAUUAUGUAUAUGAUGAUGAUGAUAAUUUUUAUAAUGAUAAUAAUGAUAGUCAUAAAGCAGAGAAUUUAAUUAAGGAGAGUAUAAGAUCACAAAGAUAAAAGUACUGAAUAUCUACGGAAACACAGAUCCUACAAUGGGACUUUGUAAUUCGAGAGUUUAAUUGAAGAGAAAGCAGCCUGGCCAGGCUGGUUCAAGGCACUCUCUGGUUAAUGAUGCACAAAAGUUUGCAGAGGAGCUAGGGAUGGAUCUAAAACUACAGCAUCCAGAUCCAACUGGUCACACUGGGGAAGGCAAGAAAUGAGUGGGAAAUGGCAGGGUAAACUAAUAUAAUUUGAGUUAGUCUAGGCGAUCAACAGAAAUACUGAGCAGUAAGUAUAAGCAUCCACUCUGUAUUUUUUUGUUGUGAUUUUUAUAAUGACAAUGUUUGACUUCAAAACCUGGCGUGACACCAAUAAUGUUAAAAGAAAGAGACAGUGGACAUUAAUCCUCUCAUAGUCCUGGUCAUAUACAGAGUCUCGUGUUGCAAACUUGGAUGUGACCCUUGGUCAAAGAAAACUCUUAGCCAAAGCAAUCAGACAGCUACGAAGGGACUCUGAACUGGCCUGUGGCCACUACCUUGAAGCUAGGCAGUGCAGAUUCUACACCUGUAACAACAAAGUCCUUGCAAAAGAUAGAGGGCUCUGUAAUGUUAUUGCUGAGAGGCGAAACAGGCUAUAACACAACAGCUUUAAUCGAGCUAGUACAAGUACAAGGAGCACAUGGUAAACAGCCCGCCCGCUAAGACUAAUGGGACAUCUAAAGCGAUUACAUCACAUCUCCCCUCUAAGUCGGAAACAAACUUUUCUUAUAAGCAAACAAAGUAAAGUUCAGAGUCUCUAAUCUUUAAAACGUUCUGGGAGUCUUAUCUCGCGACCACUUCGUGUGGUCCUCCUAGGAGUAGUAGAUGUCGGGGUCUGGAUAGGACUGUUGAUCUUAAUACUGGGCAAGGCUUGAUCAGGAACUGCACUGUCUCUCUGGUUUCCUGCUUCAGGUGGGUCUGGUAGGAGGUUCAGGUGGCGUCUAUUUCUCCUCAGCUCGCCAUUUGGGGUCUCUACUGCGUAAGACCGUGGGGUGCCAACUUUGUCCAAAACUGUCCCUUCUACCCUCUGGUCCGGUAACCAAACACGUUCUCCAGGGGAGAGGUCUGAGAGGUUCUUUGCAAAGUGGUGCUUGUCAAAGUUCUUCUUUUGUCUAGCUUUGAGGGAAGCAUCUUUUUCUUGGAACUGCUCCAAGUAAUGCCAACUGGGGAUUAGCUGCGCUGGAACAGUAGGGACUUGAGUACGGAUCUUUCUUCCCAUUAACAAUUCUGCUGGGCAGAGUCCACUCUCAAGGGGUGUGGCACGGUAUGCCAAGAGAGCUCUGUAAGGAUCUUGAGCUUUCUUAAGCAGGUGUUUCACUGUUUGAACUGCGCGUUCCACUUCGCCAUUCGCUUGUGGAUACCUUGGGCUGGUCGUAAUGUGGGUAAACGCAUACUCUUCGGUGAAUUGGGCAAAUGCGUUUGACGAAAACUGCGGGCCGUUAUCUGACACAAAAGACAGAAGGAAUAGGUGCAUUGGAUGACCCUUUACUGGCACUGGAAGUGACCAAGAGCACUAAGCUGGCUUAGGCAACGACCCACAGGUUUUCUUGGGAACCACUUUGAGCUACUUAUUCUGUUUAUAGAUAUAUCAAUUUUACAAGUAAUGUAAUUUUACAUUAAUUUUGCAUGCGUUAUGAUCGACGCUGAAAGUGAUAUUUUACAUUUCUAAACAAUUAUUGUUAAUUAACUAUCAUUACCUUUUUUAGAAAAAAAACAAAGGUUGGUCAUGGUUUGCUGCCAAGCCUUUGUGAUUUUUAGUUGGACCUAGCAUUCAGACACUUUAAACUGCCCAAAUUGUAAAUAAUAAUAAUAAAAAUAUAUAAUAAUAAUAAAAAGAAUAAUGAUAAUAUAAUAAUAAUAAUAAAAAAAUAAUAUAACAAUAUAUGCAUAUAUGCAAACAUGCCUGUAUGUAUACACACUUGUAAGUGCAGUAUGUUUCUUUGUUUGCUCUAAUGUGUUUUUGUCACCCUCUUUAAAUAGAUGAGAGAGAAAGGCAAAGGAAAAGGAAGGGUGAGGACCCAGAUAAGCCAGCAAAGCGAACAUCCUUUUGUGCGGAGGAUGAACCCAUCUCACCUGAGCACACAGAGGGAGCAGCAACUGCCUUAAAAAAUCUUAAUCUUCCAAAGGAGGCAGAUGAACAACAGAUGGAAGGUCUACAUGAAGGUAGUGAGCUUGGAGGAUAUAUUGAACCACCCAAUGAUGGCAGCAUUGACUCAGACCAAAACCAACAAGAAGAAACUAAUGACCAUCCUGCAGGUACAUGUAGACUCACUAGGCUAAGUGAAUUUCUCGGUGGUUCUAUUAACUUUGCAUUGAUCUUACUGAUUUUGUUAAUGGGGGCCAGAUGUGGACAUAAAAACUUACUUCUGAAUUGGCGUCUGUUCCAAAAACCUCAUGAAAUAUGCCUUGAAACUAAGAAGGAUUUGCUAGCUUCUGUAAAUUCCAUAAGCGUGCAUGAAGACAGCUUCUAUUUCCAGCGCUUCACUUGAAAAAAGGAAAAAUAUGCAGAAUUAGGUUGGGUGAUGAUAGCUUUCUUGACUCUGAUCUAAUAUGGAACAGGAAUGGAUUUAAACACUGCUAUUGUUCAUUACAAAGGAUUAUGGACUUCUAUAGAUACAGGUGCAUAACUGAUGAAUUUUUCUGUCUUUUUUGAGAGAUUCGUUUUUAGUGGUUUCAUCAGAAGAAGCUUUCCCUGGGGACAAAGUCCUUCAUUUACAAACAUCAUUCUACUGGAGCAUGCUGCUGUGCAUUAUGGUCUAAAUUAAUUGAUUCAGAAUUGUAUAAUGCAGGCUUCCUGAUUCUGAAGUGGCUGUUUGGUUCUCUUGAGAAUGCAUUUAAGAUGACAGACAGGCAGUCAGUACAUAAUAUGCACAUUAUAUUUUUUAAUCCUCUGUUGGAUUGGUCCUGGUGGACUGGAGUAAGUUAUGACAGACCCGUUUAGUGUUUUCUUUUUUGGAGGUGGUACUGUAUCAGAUCACUUCCCUAAAAUGUAAUUGGAUUUAUGUCAUUAUGUACAUAAUAAUUAAUUUACAUAAUGAUAGCAAAAUAUGUUGUAUAUGUAUACUGUAUGCAAGCAUGCAUUGCAUGUAUUACUCACAACAUAUUUGUUUGUCUGCUCUUAAAUGUUUUUGUCACCCUCUCUAAAUAGAUGAGGAAGAUAGGCAAAGGAAAAGGAAGGGUGAGGACCCAGAUAAGCCAGCAAAGCGAACAUCCUUUUGUGCUGAGGAUGAACCCAACUCACCAGAGCUCACAGAAGGAGCAGCAGCUGCCUUACAAAAUCUUAAUCUGUUAAGGGAAGCAGAUGAACAACAGGGGGCACAUGAAGCUAGUAAAGGAUGUGUUAAAGCACCCACUGAUGCCAGCGUUGAUUCAGAGCAAAGCCAAAAAGAAGCAACUAAUGACCAGCCAUCAGGUAGACUAAAUGAAACCUCUAAUUGUCUUACUGGUUUUAUCUAUGGCGUCCAGAUGUGGAUUUAAUUUUUUUCGCGUACACUUUCCAGUCCAUUAGCAACUCAUUAAAUUUGCUUCGAUUGAUUGAGGAAAAAUUCAUAGCUUGCUUAGUAUAAAUUUAAGUGUAACGUAUGUCUUGCAAAUUGCAUGCAGCUUAUUAUAUAAAUAACUUGUUCUAUACAAGAAGAGACUAUGUUUUAUUUCUCAAGUUAAAGUAGCCACAUUUAAUACCUAAGAACAGCAAGCAAUGUUACAAAUAGGCUUCAAAAUACGAAACUUGUGUUUGUCCAUCAAAGUUCACUUUAAUUAUCUAGGGGUUGUUUUUCGGUUGAAACUAUCAAACUUUCCUAGCGGCCGACAACUCUGCAACCUUUGUAUCUUUUUAAAAACUUUUAUGAAAUCUAUUAUUCACAAACAAAAUUUCAGUAAUUAGCAAGUAUUGAAGCAACACUGUUUUGUCCGAGCCCAUUGUAAUCUGUCCCCAGAUGUCUGUUAUGAGGGGUUGGUAGGUCGUCCAUGGGGUCACUUUAGGGUGUCGUGGAAUCGUGUAGUAAAAACCGUGUCGGUUGUUCCGUGAACGUCUUUCUAAGUACCUGGUAAAUGCAGGUGAGAGAUCAAGAUGAUGCAAAGUACUGGGCAGGCCAGCUAAUGGGCAUGCAUUUCAGUGUUCGAAAUUUUGGCUCACCACUUGAGGUUGGAAGAUUUUUGAAGCUGAUUGGGUUAGGCGGUUGAGCUGUUUUUCAUGGUAUUGAUGUACCUUCCAGGUUUCACAUGCAUUCCGCCCUACUGUCUUGCGUUCUGUCUUGUGCACAACUGUCUUCCGUACUUAUUCUCUCUACGCUUCUGCCUUUGCUAUUUGAAAGGCUGGUUUGUAAACAGUCCAAAAAUAUGAUUUCAAAGGUUCUAUUUUGGGGCAAUGUGCUUCAAAAGUACUUAUAAACGUACAGGGCCAUGGACCGUGCUUUUGGGCUCAAUGUACCGAACCUCAGUCUUCUUAGUGCUGACAACGGCAGAAUGAGUCGGACGUUUAUACAGGCAGCGGAGAAUUUGUCAAUACAACAUUGCCUGAGUGUAGAUUAAUUGUUGCUAUGGCUAUUAUUACCCACAGCUGCCCGUUCAUUUUUUGUCCAUUGCUAUAGGAUUUGAAAACUCGAGAUGGGUUGGAAAAAAGAGUAUGAAGUGACUUGCGCGGUGACUAAUGGAUUAACGUAGGAAAGCGUUGCACAGUUCGUUGUCCUUAUCCGCUCGUUUAAAACUCAUCUGUAUCCAGCAGCAAGGCAGGGCAGUACUGCGCGGGGUCGGAGUUGGGCACAACGAAUGACCACGAUACUAGCGCUUAAUGCGCUCUACAAUGCAUUUCUGAGAAUCGCCUCUCCCCCACUUGCCUAGGGUAGACCAUAUUAGGCUUGAGGAGGGAAACAGUUGCCUUAGGGCUAAAGGGGGGAGGGGUAUUCCGGAUUUUAUGUAACAGGGAUAAUCGAAUAGGGGCAAAAAUCAAAAACCCCUUGGGCUUCCAACAAAAUCCAGUAAAAUCCUUGGACCAAAAAAUAACCCCCAAAAAAUCCUACGCCAAAUUUUCGAGCCUUAAAAUUUUUCAGAAAGCAGUAAAUAAUGUAACACGAAAAGUUUGGUUGUACUUUAUUCGCAGAACUACGUGGACGCGAUACGCCGCGUCCCUACCACGAAUCUUCAGAUGGUUUUGGAUACCCCCCAAAAAUCCCUACUUAAAUAAAGCCACCCAAAAACAUACUUGCCAAGUUUUCCUGCUCAAAAAAUCUCGGAAUUGAAAAUUUCGAACCCAAAAAAUCCUUCCAUCAUCCCCUUCCCUUGAAGUCCAGAGUACCCCCCUGGUCGUCAGGGUAGGUCUAGUCACAGGUAUAAGCCUAUCCAUCAUUAGGCACUGCAGCCCCUUGUGGGUAGUCGUAUUCUUAAGCUCUCUAUUACUGCUUGUUAUUUGUGCAUGUUGACGUAUCGCCCGUGUUUUUAAAUUCAUUUCUCCUGACCUAAAUGGAACCAUACAAGAUGAUGACAACAACAAAGUGGUACCUGGAUCUUCCAAAGUUGGCGAUGGUGCCAUGGAUGCAGAUCCUGCUCCGGUCAAGAAGGGUGACGGCGACGCUAAGGAUCAGUCAGAGGAGAGCGAUGCUAUAGAAGGUUCUAAACAACAAGGAGGUGUUCGUUCUCAAAAGGAUGGAGAUACUAAUGAUGACAGCGAUGAAAAUGAAUCAGACCAGGAGGUAAUGUCGUGUUAACUAGACUUGCCAGGUUAAAUACUCGCAGUCUGGUGCUACGGUGAUUUGGCCUCAGACUCAAAUAACUGGAAGUUUAUUAUGUUUUGUUACGUACAAAAGAGGGGAAAUCCUGAAUUUAAGGAACUAGUCCAGGUAGCCCGAGCUCUAAAUAUGUGCGUCCGCCUACGUUAUGGUUAUAAGUAAAUUUCAGUGAUUAAUUCAUGGAAAAAAAGUGCCCUAACGUAGUUCUGUUUCUUUGCCGACCUUUGCCCCGUGUGUUGGUUUUUGGUUAAUAAAACCGGGUUUAUUGGUCUACUGAUUUUUUCCGUGCACAUAUUUCCAUCUUCGCCACCUGUGUUGGUACAGGAAAUGGUUAUAUCAGGAGCAUCAAACUAUCACAAACAAAAUUUCAUUUGCAUGUGCGAGAAGAGGUUAUUGAGUACCAAUCCACGUAAUUUUAGCUCAAGUUCCUUCACUUAUUACACUGUGUUUAGCCUGCGUAGCAAGCGCCGGUCAUGUCGCGUCCUCGUGAUUUCUUCCUGUGCCCUAAAAAGUGGCGCCCCCGGCCUGUUACGCAGUCUAUUUAUUACUGCGAUGCUCUUGUUAAUAAUAUAAAUUUCAUUUAGGAUAAUAUUUUGUAUAGAUUUGCUAGCAUACUAGACAAUCAUUUGCAUAACUACAAAAACAACAACAACAACAACAACAAAACAGCAUGAGCAAAACAAAGUAAGAAAGGCACCUUUCCAGACCGGGAAUUUGCAUUUGUUUUCCAUUAGGAGGUCGUUUCGGACCCCAAAAAAGAAGUGGGACUACAACCAACUUCA